Oncorhynchus kisutch (coho salmon) is the source of this 1863-nucleotide messenger RNA. Its product is annotated as E3 ubiquitin/ISG15 ligase TRIM25-like. Gene Ontology annotation, molecular function: zinc ion binding. The transcript is spliced from 7 exons. The coding region runs from base 69 to 1586 and encodes 505 amino acids. Lineage: Eukaryota; Metazoa; Chordata; Actinopteri; Salmoniformes; Salmonidae. The record is from RefSeq and is a predicted model, not a curated record.
UAUUCUGAAAAAACUAAACUUAUCUGAGUCGCGGUGUUUUGUCUGUGUGAAAGUGAACAACAGUCCAAAUGGCUCAGCAGGCAGUUCUGCUGGACCAGGACCAGUUCUCUUGUUCUGUCUGUCUGGAUCUACUGAAGGAGCCCGUAGCUAUUCCCUAUGGACACAGUUACUGUAGGAGCUGUAUUGAGGGCUGCUGGGAUCAGGAUGAUCUGAAGGGGAUCUACAGCUGUCCUCAGUGCAGACAGACCUUCACUCCAAGGCCUGCUCUGAUGAAAAACACCAUAUUGACUGAAGUGGUGGAGAAACUGAAGAAGACAGGACUUCAGGCUGCUCCCCCUGAUCUGUGCUAUGCUGGACCUGGAGAUGUGGCAUGUGAUUUCUGCACUGGGACCAGAAAGCAGAAAGCCCUCAUGUCCUGUCUGGUGUGUCUGGUGUCUUCCUGCAAGACUCACCUCCAGCCUCACUAUAGUGUCCCUGCACUAAAGAAGCACAAGCUGGUCAAAGCUUCCACACAGCUACAGGAGAACAUCUGCUCCCGUCAUGACGAACUGCUGAAGAUUUACUGUCGUACCGAUCAGAAUUGUAUCUGUUAUCUGUGUAUGGUGGAUGAUCAUAAAGGCCAUGAUACAGUGUCAGCUGCAGCGGAGAGGACCGAGAAACAGAGUCAGCUGGGGAUGCGUCAGCAGAAUCUCCAGCAGAGAAUCCAGGAGAGAGAGAAGGAGCUGAAGGAGCUCCAACAGGCUGUGGAGUCUCUCAAGCACUCUGCACAGGCAGCAGUGGAGGACAGUGAUAGGAUCUUUACUGAGCUGAUCCACUCCAUUGAGAGAAGGCGCUCUGAGUUGAAGGAGUUGAUCAGAGACCAGGAGAAGGCUCAAGUGAGUCAAGCUGAUGGACUCCUGGAGCAACUGGAGCAGGAGAUAGCUGAGCUGAGGAGGAGAAAUGCUGAGCUGGAGCAGCUCUCACACACAGAGGAUCACAUCCAUUUCCUCCAGAGUUAUCAGUCUCUCUCCAGUCCCAGUGUCUCUUCAGACAUACCCAGCAUUGUUAUUCAUCCUCUUCAGUACUUUGGAGAUGUGAAUAAGGCUGUUUCUGAUGUCAGAGAGAAACUGGAAGACGUCCUUAAAGGAGAAUGGACCAAGAUCUCCACCACAGUGAAUUCAGUGGAUGUUUUACUGCCUCCAGAGCCCAAGACUAGAGAACGUUUCUUACAAUAUUCCUGUCAGCUCACACUGGACCCAAAUACAGCACAGAAAUCCCUCUCUCUGUCUGAGGGAAACAGAAAGAGAGAGGAGGGAACCAGCAGAGAGGAGAGAAGAGGUGAGGAGAGAACCAGCAGAGAGGAGAGAACCAGCAGAGAGGAGAGAACCAGCAGAGAGGAGAGAACCAGCAGAGAGGAGAGAACCAGCAGAGAGGAGAGAACCAGCAGAGCGGAGAGGAGAGGAGGGAACCAGCAGAGAGGAGAGGAGGGAACCAGCAUAGAGAAGAUGAUGUACUUUUUGGAAGGGGGAAGAAGGGGACAAACUACCUAUUGGGACCGGCAAUCACAGAUCCGGACCACCAACCGAAGGGACUUUUUCACAGACUAAUCGUAUAGGUGGUCAUUUCUGUUAUAAUUUAAAGAUACUCUUUAUGUUCCUUGUUAUUGUAAAGAAGAAGAUUUGUGUUUUCCUUGGGAGAUCAUCCUUGAUUGUGUUGGAUUGUUUUAAGAGGAAAAAAUGAUCUCCGUAGAGAAAUUUGUUCAAUUUUAAGGAAACCUGCUCCUGAUUCGUUUUAUUCCACCUUUCCGCUUUAAAGCAACCUCAAAGGACCUGGUUCGAUCACAAUAAUAAAAAAGAUUGUUUGUUCAUUUCAAUAAGUUGUAUU